GACACAUUUGAAACAGAAACGAAACUAUGGCAGAUGAAAACAACUCUCAAAAGAAAGAAGAACCGAAGAAAAAGCAAAAACGUAUUCCAAAUAAAAAUUAUGCUGUUAAAAAGAGACUGCCAGUUCGCCCAAUAGACGGUGAUAAUAUUGUAUUUAUAACUAAGAAGACUAACUUUAAGGCACAGCUGGACAAAUGUUGCGAUUUAUUGACUAAAGGUGAAAAGGAAAUAAUACUUCACGGACUCGGUGCUGCUAUCCAGAGAUGUUGUAACUUGGCCUUACAACUGGAGAUAUUAUUUUCAGGAACAUGUCAAAUAGAAGUAAACACUGGUACUGUCGAUUUAGUCGAUGACUUGGAGCCACUAAACGACGAAUUGGAAUUCGGAGCUCAAGUUAGACACUCAUCCUCCAUUCACAUCCGAAUAUUCAGGACAGCAAUGUUAGGGGCUAAUCAAGCAUAAUGUUUUUCACUUUGAAUGAAAUUGUCCAGUGGAUUGGACUGACAGUCUUUGAAAUAUGGAUAAACUUGAUAACAAUUACUAUAUUUUCAGUUCUUUUAGCUCUAAAAAUAGAUGGAGUUGUAAACAGUGCAUGGUGGACAAUAUUUGCCCCAUUAUUUGUUAGUGAUGCAAUGAAUGCAUAUUUCUGCUGUAUUGUUUGUAUUAGAAUGAACUUGGAGAAUUCUUACAAAGCCUCAUUGUACAGAGCAUCAUGGAGUGCUAUUUUCUUAGGUCUAACAUUUGUAUUCAAGUUCUUAUUAUGUAGAAAACUACAAGGUGACUCUGCAAUAGAGUAUAGUGAAGUUUUUGCACCUCUUUUUAUAUUAUUACAACUAAUAGCAGUUAGAGCUUGUCAGUUGCAUCAGUGAACCUUUUUAUGAUUAAUAAAAGUCUUAAGUAAGUUGAAAACUUGAAUUUAUUUGGGAAAAAAAUCAAAAUAAUAACACUUAGGAAAAUUGACAUUUGAGAAACAAAACAUUUUUAACGGAACAUACUAAAUAAGCCUCCUCUAUUUUUCUUGUCGUCUCCACCAAAGUUAAAAUUAAAAUUAUUAGAUGUAUUUUGUCCAUUCUUAUUUGAAUUAGUUUCUUGUGAAGAAGAAAGUCCAAAAAAGGAUAGUCCUGUCUUCCUUAGACCUAAAAUGUGUAGGUAGCCAGUUAGAUAUAGGUAUAUUAAGAUAAGUAUUAUUAUAAUUGUAUUUAAAAUUGCAACCUGAUAAAAAAUUUGGAACUUCUUGAGAUAACACUUCGGCAUUAUCACCAGUCAUUGGCAUUGGUAAAUCUGCCUUUGGCGACAAAAGAAGACUUGAAUCUGGAAACAAACAUUCUAAGUAUAUAUAAAGGAAAUAUUUAAAACAAAAUUCAAGAAGUUGAAAUCAAUUCCAUUGAAUAAAAUUAACCAAAACUAUCUUAUACUUACAUUAGAAGAUACAUGAAUACUUACUGAAAAACUUACCAAGGCAAUGUGGGAAAUCCACCUCCCCUUCGUCAUAUCCUGUAGUGCUGAUAGAUACAUUCAAAGAGUCUGGUAUUUCCUGAGGCCCGUGUUUGAAAAGGAAUCCACUUACUGAUUUUUGAACAGAUUGUGACUGAAUCUAUAACACAGAUAAGUAAAUUUCUUUAGUAUGACAAACAUCACUGAUAUCUUUAAUUUACGAUCAGUAGUGGAAUUAGCAUAAGUUUUUAUGAGAACGUUUAUAUUAGCGAAAAAAGUGAAACAUAUGAUAAUGGGCUGUUAAUUUUCCAAAUACAUUUUGACAUUGUCUAAGAUUACUUUCUAGCAAAAUUCUCAUGCGCCGUUGAAUGAAUGUACCAACCACGUCACGAUCUCGACCAAGUACACUUGAUCGGCAAAUUAAUUUAUUUAUUCUCGCAUCUUAUACCUACUAUUCUUAAUUCCAAUGAAUAUACCAACCUUAUCAUCAGAAAUCAUAAUGUUUUCGUCUUUUUUCACGGUAAUUCCGGCUUCUUUAUUUCCUUCCAUCUCAAUAUCUUCAAUCUUGUCUUUUGUAUUUGUUCCAUCUAGUUGUUGUGCUUCAGAAUUAAAUACAUCUAAAACUGAUGUGUUAGACUUUUGGAAGAAUUUAGAGGUCACAUUUUCCUCAUUUCUCUGUAAAAUUGUAAUUUAUAAAAUUUGUUACAAAUUAUCCAGGUUUUUUAUAUCAUAUAAGUAAUACAAUAUUGAAUAAACAUUUAAAAUAAUUAAGUACCAUGUUUGUAGGUUUAUUUUUCGCGUAUACAAAUUGAGGUGAUAAAUCCAAGUUAUGUUUUUUUAGUAUCAUAUCUCUUAUCUUCUUAUAACCGUCAUCACUUACUCCACUUAUGUCUAACUCACUGCUAGCAGUUUUGUUUGCUUCUGCUUCUACAUUUUUAUCUUCACCGUCAUCGCCAUCAACAUCAUCGUCUACUGGUGUAAUUCGCACACUGCUUGGCAUAUCAAAAGACACUCUUUUCUUGACAUUUUCUUGAGAGUUCUGUAAAAAUGAUAUUGUAAUCAUAGUAAUUUUUUUUGUUAAUACUAAAUGUAACAAAAAUUUAAAAA
Messenger RNA from Plodia interpunctella (Indianmeal moth), 2540 nucleotides. It is a transcript of the gene Tm, whose product is annotated as transmembrane protein 203-like. Gene Ontology annotation, biological process: intracellular calcium ion homeostasis; tRNA 5'-leader removal. Gene Ontology annotation, molecular function: nucleic acid binding. The transcript has 3 exons. NCBI's taxonomy places the organism in Eukaryota, Metazoa, Arthropoda, Insecta, Lepidoptera, Pyralidae. Gene Ontology annotation, cellular component: endoplasmic reticulum; nucleolar ribonuclease P complex; nucleus. The coding region runs from base 27 to 461 and encodes 144 amino acids. The record is from RefSeq and is a predicted model, not a curated record.